AUGUCAAGUCCUAAAGUGUGUGAAAAUGAAACAUCUCCCUGUUCAAAGAACAAAUGUCCAGCAAAAACCAGAAAUCCAGGGAUCAUCCAUUCCCUUAUCUUAAGGGUCACUAGGAUUUGGCCUUUGAAAUAUAUGAUUAAGAUUCUAAAAAAAAUAGCAUCCUAUGCUGGUGUCUGUAAAGAGGUAGAGAAUGUGGGCAGCACAGAGCAGAAGUCUCCCACAGGAAGACGUUUCCUGAGCGGCAGAAAGAGGAUUGGCAGACUGGCCAGGUUUCUUCUUUCCAUUGCUCCUCAAAGUCUACAGUGUGCGCUGGGGUUCCACUCAACAGAUUUCCUAGCAAAGUCCUCUGGUUCAGAAGAGGUCAGGAAGUCCCCUUUGAAACCAAGCGGGAAGGGCAGCAAGAGGAAACAAGAUGAUAUAGAUAUUGAGGAACAACAUAGCUGGGUGACAUUUAUGAAUGAGGAUCUUCCAGAUGAGGAUCAAGUAGAUGACCCCACUUAUGAACCCAGUAAUUCAGAGACAGAUAGUGAAGAGCACCAUUCCAAAAAUGACACUGAGAGUGACCUUGAGGUAGAAGAGAAAGAUGGAAUUAAGAUGUUAAAAGAAUCUCCGAAAAAAACAGAGGAAGUACAUAAUAAAGAGGAGUCUGUGCAGCAGGAUAACCAAACAUCUGCAAAUGAGGAGCAGAAAGCAAAUCAUGAGGAACAUCAGCCCAAUUCCUCUACAGGUAACACGUUUCUCAUUCUGGGUGCUGCUACAUUUUGA
This is a messenger RNA of Bombina bombina (fire-bellied toad), 765 nucleotides long. RefSeq lists its product as uncharacterized. The transcript is spliced from 6 exons. The record is from RefSeq and is a predicted model, not a curated record. NCBI's taxonomy places the organism in Eukaryota, Metazoa, Chordata, Amphibia, Anura, Bombinatoridae. Bases 1 to 765 code for a protein of 254 amino acids.